Molecule: messenger RNA, 601 nt
Organism: Anopheles maculipalpis
Lineage: Eukaryota; Metazoa; Arthropoda; Insecta; Diptera; Culicidae
Product: ras-like GTP-binding protein RhoL
Exons: 4
Coding region: 32-601 (189 amino acids)
Biological process (GO): small GTPase-mediated signal transduction
Molecular function (GO): GTP binding; GTPase activity
Source: RefSeq, a predicted model, not a curated record
AAGGUGAACUUCCGCUAACCUGCAUGUGAACAUGACCACACCAAUAUUCAACAUCGUCGUGGUCGGCGAUGGUGCGGUCGGCAAGACCUGCCUGCUACACGCCUACACAGACAAAUCGUUCAAAAACUUCUACGAACCAACGAUAUACGAUAAGGAAUCAAUUGAAAUGAUACUCGAUGGACAGAAGUACACCAUACAGCUGCAUGAUACGGCCGGCCAGGAAGAGUACGACAAAAUCAGGCAACAGUUUUACAAACGGGCCAAUUGUUUUCUCCUGUGCUACAGCAUCGACAACCGAGUUUCGUUCGAGAAUGUGUCCACAAAAUGGAUCCCUGAGAUCAAAACUGAUCCACCCGUUCCCAUAGUGCUACUGGGCACCAAGCUGGACAAUCGGAAAGGAAACAACAACGAAGUUUCGACGGGCGAGGGUGAACGGCUAAAGCGAACGAUCAAUGCAAACUCGUUCGUGGAAUGUUCGGCGAAACACUACCGUAAUGUGGAACUGGCAAUCGAGGAAAGUGUACGCGCCUGUCUGAUGGGUGUGCCGGAACCGGAACCCGAUGACAGUUGGGACUGUUUUCAGAACUGCAGCUGUUUUUAA